Molecule: messenger RNA, 5932 nt
Organism: Gryllus bimaculatus (two-spotted cricket)
Lineage: Eukaryota; Metazoa; Arthropoda; Insecta; Orthoptera; Gryllidae
Source: the annotation of a GenBank genome assembly
AUUUUACCUAUGGUCUCGAAAACAUUCUCUGAACAAUUUUGAGGUAGAAAGUAUAUGCAUAAAAUAAAAAAAUACGAAAAGUAAAUCGUUUUAUUAGUAACCAAAAUCUGAAUUAUUACUACCCGCCCUGCACAUAGAAAACAUGUAUUGCCAACUGGAGCGACAAGGCAAAGGUCACAGCGGCUGGUCCCGGUACUGAGAUACCGUACUGAACAUACCACAACUACCGUAUGUGUUAAUAGCACGAGGAAUGAUAACAUAAAAUAUAAUUUGAUUCGUGAAUUUCGAAAUUGGGUUGCAAGUGCAUGAAAAUACAGAUAGUAGAUGUAGUAUCAUAGAAGACAUUAUUGCAAAGACAAAUGACUUGUAAAGAAUGGUUUUUAAAGUGUUGAAAUAGUUUGCACGCCAUGGUAAAUGGGGAGAUAAUUUACCCUACAUUUUUCCAAGUGUGUUAUCUGCCAGGGACUAGUGUCAGCAGUUGAACAUUUAUUACUCAAGUUUCUGUAACAAGAUUGAGAAAUGUCUUUGCCUGAAGCAAGUAGUUCUGCUGACAAAGUUGUGGUUCAGAACAUUGCCCAAGAAAAUCUAGAUGGUGCAACAGUGAUGAAUGUGCAGGUGCCUGAAACCACAGAAAAUGCUUGUCAAUUGCUGAUGAAUGAAACAAACCCAGAUACAUUCAAAACCGCAAAGAAUUCUGUUACAAAUAAUUCAAAUGAAUUGGAUGAACACUCAAAACAAGUAGAUUCCAAUAUCAUAAGUGUUGCAAAUAGUGUUAAUGUUGUUGAAUUGGAAGUGAACCAAUCACCUGCUAUGAAAAAUAGGAGAAAGAAGAAUAAAAAGAAGGAAUCUGAUAAUGUCAGAAAAGACAGCACAGAAGUGCCUAAUGGUCAGUCGACUAAAACUGAUCCUGACUCUGAUGAGGCAUUUAGUGUUCAACGUUUGAAUCAAGUGUUCAGUGUUUUUGGAAUUACCAAACCUAAGGAUGAAGAGAAAGGUGAAGAUGCUGCUGAUACUACUUCUGGAACAAAAUAUAAGCAAGUGGAUGAUAACUGCAAGCAAGGAGGAAAUACUGCUGGAACAAGUGAACAAACGUUUCAAGUUAGUAAUGUCAAUGUUCAACAAAUACAGCGUGUUUCGGAAUGUGAUACUUCAGUACAAAUUAAGCAGAGAUUAGAAUCUGAGUGUCCUUCUGGUUCUGGUAAGUCUAAAUCAGCAGAAAAGAGACGAAAAAUGAGAAACCUUGAACAAAGAAAUGAAAAUGCAGAAGUUGUUAGUCAAGAACAAAAGGACAAUGCUGUGGUGUCUAAAUUAAGAAAUCGUGUUAGUGGCUCUAUGGGACAGGCAGGCUGUAGUGUUCAGGCAUGUGGGAGAUCAGAAGCAGCCAAAAUCAAAGGUAAAAAAAAAUUGUCAGUAGAAAAGGGGCAUAAUGUGCAGUCAAAUGACAGAUGCUCCCAAGAUUUUGCUAAAAGUUUGGAGGAGUUAUAUCAAUUAUUGCAAAUAAAAAGCCCAAAUAAUUUGCCAGGUAGUUCGCAACAUCCCAAUCUCAAUCAAAAUCUUUUACGUGAAUUAGAUAAUUUAAAAUCCCAAAUUAAAAUAACCCAAGAGCAAGCUAAAACAGACAAAGGUGUUAAGAAAAAAAAUAAAAAGCUGGAAGUAGCAACUGAAAAUCAGAGUAAUCUCAAGAAAAAGAAGGAAAAGUCAAAAAUUAAAAAAGGAACGACAACUUCUACUGCAGAGAGAGGUGCAGGGGAUCAUACUGAAGAUUCAACACCAACACAAAAAUCUCCAGAAAAGAAACAAAAGAAAAAGAGCAAACAAUUUGAAGAAUAUUGGUCUCUUGAGGCUGUGAAGGAAGGUAUUCAAAAUGGAACUGUGAUUGAGGGCCCCAUUCGGAUUAAUCUAAAACGGUACACUGAAGCUUAUGUUUCAUCUCCGACUGGAGGCCAAGAUAUUUUGAUUGAGGGAAUUACUGAUCGCAACAGAGCUCUUGAAGGUGAUCUUGUAGCAGUACAGUUGAAAGACCCGUCAGAGUGGAAAAUAAAAAAUCAAGGCCAAGAGAAAAGAAAUGGCGAAAGUAAUGCAGACACUUCAGAAUUAUAUGAAGAAGAAGAAACAGAAGUUUUAGCAGAUUUAAGUGUUGUGGAAUUUGAUUCUAGUCAAAAGCCUCAAGUUACUGGAAAAGUGGUUUGUAUUUUGUCAAUGCAACAUUCACGAAAGUGUGUUGGGUAUUUAAAAUUAAUGAAAAAUCCAAACGAGAAGAAUGCACUAUUUUCACCUCGUGAUGCUCGUAUCCCUCGGAUGCAAAUUCCUCAAUACAAAUGUCCAAAAGAUUUUUGGCUGGAUCCCGCUUCCAAGGAAAAAACUUUGUAUAUGGGGAAAAUGGUAAAAUGGACAGCUGGAUCAUUUGCAUUGGGGGAAAUUGUGAAGGAACUUGGACAAACAGCCGAUGUGCAUGUUGAAACAGAAGCUAUUCUACUGGACAAUGAUCUAGAUGUGACACCAUAUCCAGAAGAAAUCUACAAUCAGAAGGAGUGUAUUUUUACUAUUGAUCCUAGAACAGCAAAGGAUCUUGAUGAUGCUGUUUCGUGUAAGGAACUCGAAAAUGGUAAUCUUGAAAUAGGAGUUCACAUAUCUGAUGUUACGUUUUUCUUAGAAGAAGAUUCUGUUUUGGACAUUGAAGUUUCAAAACGAGCUACUAGCGUCUAUCUUGUUGAUACAGUACAUCAUAUGCUUCCAGUUGAAUUGUGCCUCAUGUGCUCUCUUUUACCAGGAGAAGAUAAAUUGGCAUAUUCUAUUAUAUGGGAAUUUUCAAAAAGUGAUGCAAAAAUUAUAUCUCAGAGGAUUGUGCGUUCAGUGAUUCAUUCAUGCGUAAAAUUUGCAUAUGAACAUGCACAGGCAAUGCUAGAUAAUCCUGAAAAUGAAUGGGAUCCAAAUGAGUUUCCCACCAUUGGAAAUGGAUUUUCAUUGUCUGAUAUUUGCAAAACGGUAAAUAAUCUUCAAACAAUUGCAAAGAAAUUACGAAAUCAGCGAUUCGAAGAUGGAGCACUCCGUAUUGACCAGACAAAGUUAUUUAUGGAACUUGAUCAAUCGGGCAUGCCUAUGGCUGUGCAUGAAUAUAUUAAUGAAGAGAGCCAUCGGCUGAUUGAGGAAUUUAUGCUAUUGGCAAAUAUGUGUACUGCGAAAUUUAUUUAUGAUAACUAUCCAGACAUAGCAUUUCUGCGAAGUCACCCAGAACCACAUCAGUGGCCUUUAGAGCAGUUGCAAAAUGCAAUGGCGUCCAGAGGAAUCCACUUGAACAUUACAUCUGCAGGAGCCUUACAAGCUUCUCUGACGAAAUACUCUGGAUCUGACUUUCUGAGUCGGACUCGCCAUGCAGUAUUGAAUUCAUUAUGUGCUAAGACAAUGACUCGUGCUAAAUAUUUCUGUAGCUGUGGUGUUAAGGAAGAGGAGUUCUGGCACUAUGCUCUUAGUGUUCCAUUUUACACUCAUUUCACAUCGCCAAUACGUCGCUAUGCAGAUGUAAUGGUUCAUCGUUUGUUAAAUGCUGCUUUGAACUAUUGUUCAAAACCAUCAUGGAGUGAAAACCAUGUUUCAGGAAUUGCUGCAAAUUGCAACAAAAAAAAAUAUACAGCCAAACUAGCUGGAGAGCAGAGUAUUAAACUUUAUUUAGCUAUAUAUAUUAGAAACCAACCAACAGUUAUUGAAGAUGCUGUAGUUAUUGAUGUGAAAGACUAUUCAUUUGAUGUCAUAGUCAUCAAGUUUGGACUGACAUUACGAGUGUAUAUAUCUAAACUCUCUGUGGAUUUAGCAAAUGAUCCUAGUAAGAAGUCCUCACCAAUGAAAAUUGUUUGGCAUCCUGAUGAUGAGAAUGCUUUAACUACAUUUCAAGUUGUAGAUGUAUUCACCAUAGUGAAAGUGUUGAUUCGUUGUGAUGAUUCUUUAAAAUUGGAAGCAGUAUUGAUCCGACCAGAAAAUCCAGACAGAUUACCUUCAGAAUUAAGUAAAACAUGAUAAUUAUUGUAUCAUGUGUACAUCUCAGGUAUCUGUUUUUGUGAUUUGGAAAUAGCUGAAUUAUCUUGGGGACCAAGAGACGUUACAAAAUGUGCUCAUCAUGCAGAAAAUGUUCAGGUAAUAUAAUGCUAUAUCAUUUUGCAUUUUACUGCUACAAUACAUUUUUCUCCAAAGAAUUCAUGUGUGACGAUUCCAGAUAAAUGGAUGAUUUGUUAGAUAUAUUUUUUCAUUGUGGGAAAGAUAUUUUUAAGAGUGUUUCUGUGUAAAUCUCUAUUGCAAAAACUUUAAUAAGGGACUCUCUAUGACAUUAAGAAUUUAUAAAGGAAGUAAAAUACAAUAUUUACCCGAAUAUAAGACGACUCUGAAAAAAGAUGAUCCCCUGAGUUCGAAAAAGCUUUGUGAUAUUUUUUUAAACUUUAUUAACUUAUUCUUACUAUUUAGUCAAAAUAGAAUUGCAAAUUGUUUAAUUAACUAUAAAAUUGCCAUGAUGAGAAUAUUAAAACAUUUUCCCUGAGCUCUCACUAUUUUCUUCUUUUUUAAAAUCAUCAUUGUGGAUUUUAUCAAUACCAUCUUAAUUGUUUCUUGCUUUAUUUCUGGUCCUCGCAUACAGUGGUCGCUGGUGCUGAAAACCAGCUGUAUCCUAUUUGGCUUAGCUCAGGUAUCCAGGGCUAAGUCAAACAAAUUUUAAUCCCCCUUCCUGAAAAUACACGUUAUUAAAAUAUUUUGAUAGAGUAAAUUUUGAAUAAGUACACUAACAAUACUAUAAAUGCACUAAUACUAUAAAUAUAAAUACACUAUCACAAUACUAUAAAUAAUACACAAUAUAUUAACAUACGUUUAUUAUUUAUCAAAAGUCUACGAGGCUUGAUCUGCUUCUGCCCAUACUAGGUCGACCUCUUACAUUUUGCUUCCACCACCACCGAAAAUUUUUCACUUAGAAUGUGUGAUCUUAGUCAUCUGUCGCCGUGCGCCAUCAUUCCCUUCUGUUGCCAUAUUUUCUAUCUGAUGCACACUUGUCCGUGGCCUCUGAUUCUUUAAUAACCAUGAACAUUAAAUUCGCAUAAUCUAGUUGUGAACCACGGUUUAUUAACAGUCCCGCAGAUUGUUCAUUUAUAAAAUUUUUCCCCAAGCUGAAAAUGGGCCCCACUGAAAGAUCACUAGUGGCCCAAGUGAUAAGGAAGCUGCAAUCCCCUUUUGGGAGCCGUAUGUUUACAAAAUAACAAUAAUAAAUCUGAACAAUAAAACAAAUGUUUCUUAAAACUUAAAUCCACGCUACCUGCGCGUCGCGCUAUCUAUGGGUGCGUUUGUAGUACACCAGACUUAGAGCAGCUUGGGAGCUCUAGUGUCGCGCCAGGCCCAAAUAUUUACUCGGAAACUGCGGUACUGUGUGUGAACUAUGAAUAUCAUUUCUGUACAGAUGUUCCGCAGGAGAGAGCGAAGUUUCCAAUGUUUGGGCAUUUUUUGCUCUCGACUUUUAUCACAAACCAGGCGGAAUUGGCUCACUUUCGCGAGAACAUGAAGAAUGACGAGGCACCAGCGCAAGCGGAAUGACAUAUUUUUAACAUCAAACUUUAAAGACGCAGUGACGCUUCGCUACUCGUGUUUACGAGGUUCCGGGCUUCUGUCAACGCGAUUAACAAAACAUACUCGAGUCUGUGCAACCUAUGAUUUUAUAUGCAUUUUAUGCGAAAGAAAGAUUUUUCAUUCACUUUUAAUUUAACAUUUUGACACUUCGCUGUUGAAGUUGGUUGACGAGGCUCCGGCCUUCGUUGUCAAUAGCAGAAAUCCCAGAGUAAUAUCUUCACGAUGGAAUAUCUCACGCCAUUUUGGAUCUUUCUCGGUCGUGAUCGCGACCGUGUCAAGCAGUGCGAUGUGUCUAGCGGCACGACCGAGAAAGAUGCGAAAUGCCGUGAGAUAUUCC